AUGGCGCCACAUCCUAAUCCCCCAGGCACCCAGCCUGCUCUGCAUCCUAAUGCCCCAGGCACCCAGCAUCCUAAAGCCCCAGGCACCCAGCCUGCCCUGCAUCCUAAUGCCCCAGGCACCCAGCCUGCUCUGCAUCCUAAUGCCCCAGGCACCCAGCCUGCUCUGCAUCCUAAUGCCCCAGGCACUCAGCCUGCUCUAUGGCGCCACAUCCUAAUCCCCCAGGCACCCAGCCUGCUCUGCACCCUAAUGCCCCAGGAACCCAGCCUGCUCUGCAUCCUAAUGCCCCAGGCACCCAGCCUGCUCUGCAUCCUAAUGCCCCAGGCACCCAGCCUGCUCUGCAUCCUAAUGCCCCAGGCACCCAGCCUGCUCUGCACCCUAAUGCCCCAGGCACCCAGCCUGCUCUGCACCCUAAUGCCCCAGGAACCCAGCCUGCUCUGCAUCCUAAUGCCCCAGACACCCAGCCUGCUCUGCAUCCUAAUGCCCCAGGCACCCAGCAUCCUAAUGCCCCAGGCACCCAGCCUGCUCUGCAUCCUAAUGCCCCAGGCACCCAGCAUCCUAAAGCCCCAGGCACCCAGCCUGCUCUGCAUCCUAAUGCCCCAGGCACCCAGCCUGCUCUGCAUCCUAAUGCCCCAGACACCCAGCCUGCCCUGCAUCCUAAUGCCCCAGGCACCCAGCAUCCUAAUGCCCCAGGCACCCAGCCUGCUCUGCAUCCUAAUGCCCCAGGCACCCAGCAUCCUAAUGCCCCAGGCACCCAGCCUGCCCUGCAUCCUAAUGCCCCAGGCACCCAGCCUGCCCUGCAUCCUAAUGCCCCAGGCACUCAGCCUCCCCUGCAUCCUAAUGCCCCAGGCACACAGCCUACCCUGCAUCCUAAUCCCCCAGGCACCCAGCCUGCUCUGCAUCCUAAUCCCCCAGGCACCCAGCCUGCGCUGCAUCCUAAUGCCCCAGGCACCCAGCCUGCCCUGCAUCCUAAUGCCCCAGGCACUCAGCCUACCCUGCAUCCUAAUGCCCCAGGCACCCAGCCUACCCUGCAUCCUAAUCCCCCAGGCACCCAGCCUGCUCUGCAUCCUAAUCCCCCAGGCACCCAGCCUGCUCUGCAUCCUAAUCCCCCAGGCACUCAGCCUGCUCUAA
Messenger RNA from Salmo salar (Atlantic salmon), 1128 nucleotides. NCBI's taxonomy places the organism in Eukaryota, Metazoa, Chordata, Actinopteri, Salmoniformes, Salmonidae. The record is from RefSeq and is a predicted model, not a curated record.